CCACUUCUUUCGUUACCAUCUCAGACGCCGUGAGCCAAGGGCACGAAGAUGAUGUUGAAGCCUUUAUUGGGAUUUUCACAAGUGCAACGGGGUAAGCUAUGUGUAUAACCUUCGCUAUGAGAAACAGCGGGGUCGCUGAUCUGGUCCAACUGCCACUUCGGUAACGCCGACUAAGAUCGUCAAGUUGAAUCUCAUACUUGGGCACUUCGAUAUAAUGCACGCAAGUCCUACCUCUGACCAUCUGCAUCGGUCGUCAAGAAGUGCGUGUACGUCCAUAUGCAUUACACACCUCCUAAGCAUGUCAGCCGUACGUCCCAUCAGUAUGCUGAAUCCAAUAACAGCCUACAGGGCGAGAUAUCCGUAUAUUCUCCCUACACCCAGCUCAUGCCGACCUCAACAAGAGUACCAAUGCCCAUUCCACGGAAACUGGUGCACGGUCACAUCACAAGCGUUCUCAUGCUACUCUUUAAUGAAUUCAUUCCAUGGCGAAGCUCCCAACCAUGUCGACUGCCACGCCUGCUUCGAACCCGGCGCCGAAAUUCCCAACCAUACUACCCAGCGGGCACACACCCUGAAGAUGAGUCGUAUGGUUCAUCGCCCAGGCCGAAAGAUCACACAAAAGCCCGACCGAGGACCUGAACCAGCAACUCCAAACAGCCCAAGAUCGCCGCGCUUCCGUCGCCUGGAGACGGGGUCAACUGGCUAGACUGUGCGAUCUGCCCCACGCCACCGGUGCAUGUCCAGCACGGCCAGGUCUCCAUGCCCAACCGUUGGACGACCGCGCUGAUGUGGACCAGGAA
This is a messenger RNA of Pseudomassariella vexata, 800 nucleotides long. RefSeq lists its product as uncharacterized. Bases 215 to 706 code for a protein of 163 amino acids. The record is from RefSeq and is a predicted model, not a curated record. NCBI's taxonomy places the organism in Eukaryota, Fungi, Ascomycota, Sordariomycetes, Amphisphaeriales, Pseudomassariaceae. The transcript has a single exon.